Gracilinanus agilis (Agile Gracile Mouse Opossum) is the source of this 3364-nucleotide messenger RNA. RefSeq names its product dimethylaniline monooxygenase [N-oxide-forming] 4-like. The coding region runs from base 192 to 1871 and encodes 559 amino acids. The record is from RefSeq and is a predicted model, not a curated record. Lineage: Eukaryota; Metazoa; Chordata; Mammalia; Didelphimorphia; Didelphidae. The transcript has 9 exons. Gene Ontology annotation, molecular function: N,N-dimethylaniline monooxygenase activity; NADP binding; flavin adenine dinucleotide binding.
CUGAUUUUAAACCAGGCUGACCAGAAAGCACUUUGCCAAGUCUCCUCAUAUCAUUUCUUUUUUUUCAGUCAUUAUCAAUAUGAGCUUGAAGUUGGAGUUUAUAAUUUUAAGCUGACUUUAAUUUUUGAAUUUAAGAAAUCAGGAAUAAUACCCAAUCAGAAUACCGGUUACCGUAUGCCAGGAAGGAGACCAUGGUCAAGCGAGUUGCCAUAAUUGGAGCUGGUGUGAGCGGCCUGACAUCUGUCAAAAGUUGUUUAGAAGAGGGCCUGGAGCCUACCUGCUUUGAGAGAAGUGAUGACAUUGGAGGAUUGUGGAAGUUUACUGAAACUACUGGACAUGGGAUGACCAAAGUCUAUAAAUCUGUAGUGACCAAUAUCACCAAGGAGAUGUCAUGUUACAGUGACUUCCCUUUCCAAGAAGAUUUUCCCAACUACAUGAAGCACUCUAUGGUGAUGGAAUAUCUUUAUUCCUAUGCUAAACACUUUGACCUUCUCAGAUACAUUCAUUUAAAGACCACGGUGAGCAGCGUGACAAAGCGCCAAGACUUUGCUGCCACUGGCCAGUGGGAUGUGGUGACAGAGACAGAAGGAAAGAAAAACACAGCUGUCUUUGAUGCAGUAAUGAUCUGCACAGGGCAUUACCUGAAUCCCCGCUUGCCUUUGGAGUCCUUUCCUGGAAUCAACAAAUUUCAAGGUCAGAUCCUACACAGUCAGGAAUACAGGCGUCCAGAAGGUUUUCAGGGCAAACGGGUCAUUGUGAUUGGUCUUGGGAAUACUGGUGGUGAUAUUGCUGUGGAGCUCAGUCGUGUGGCAGAAAAAGUGUUUCUCAGUACUAGAAGUGGUGCCUGGGUUGAUAGCCGUAUCUCUGAUGAUGGCUACCCCACUCAUAUGAUUCAGACAACAAGAUUUCGUCAUCUGGUUCAAUGUUCUCUACCUUCAGCAUUCAUGACUUGGAUGGGGAAGAAGCGCAUGAACAAAUGGUUUAACCAUAAGAAUUAUGGAUUAAGUAGUCCUAAGGGGAGGCAACAAAAGAGAGUUGCAAAUGAUGAAUUGCCCAGCUAUAUCCUAUGUGGUGCUGUCACUAUGAAAAUUAAUGUGAAAGAGUUUACAGAAACAUCUGCCAUCUUUGAAGAUGGGACUGUGGAGGAGAAUAUCGAUACUGUGUUCUUUGCUACAGGAUAUACAUACUCUCUUCCCUUCCUUGAAGAAUCUAUGGAAAAAUUCUGUAGAAACAAGAUCUUCAUGUACAAAUAUAUAUUUCCCUCUAACCUGGAGAAGGCAACUAUGGCUCUCAUUGGCCAUGUUGGUUUGCAAGGCUCCAUCAUAGUAGGCACAGAACUUCAGGCCCGAUGGGCCACGAGAGUAUUCAGAGGACUGUGUAAGAUCCCUCCAUCAAGCAAAAUGAUGGCUGAGGCUACUAAGAAGGAACAACUCAUAAAAAGGGGUGUUAUUAAGGAUCCCACCCAGGGGAAACAGGACUAUAUUACCUAUCUGGAUGAACUUGCGACAUGCAUAGGAGCAAAGCCCAACCUCUUGCUCCUGUUUCUUAAGGAUCCCAGGCUUGCAAAAGAAGUUUUCUUUGGUCCCUGCACAUCUUACCAAUACCGUCUGGUGGGCCCUGGGAAAUGGGAUGGAGCCAGAAAGGCUAUCAUGACUCAAUGGGACCGGACGCUCAAACCCCUACAAACUCGAGUCAUUCCUCAUUAUUCUGAGCCUACCUCAAUAUCAUAUUGGCUGAAGGUCUGGGGGGCACCUGUUCUAUUUGUUGCUGUUCUACUUGCUUAUAAAUCUUCACUUCAUCUGGGAUUGACUGGGGUCACAGAAGUAGGAGAAAGGAUUUCUACUUACCUGGCUAGUACUAUGAGAAAAUGAAUGCAAUUAGAUCAGUUAGACUACUAUGGAACAGUGACACACUGACUACUACCACCACCACCACCACCACCACCACCUCCCUGUCUGCUGGAUAAAUUAGUUCAAGUUAAUUAUUAUAAAUAUUAAUGCCUGCCAAGGGCCAGACAUUGUGCUAAAUAUUAGAGAUACAAAAAAAGGCCAAAAAAGUCAUUUAUUUCAAGAAGCUCAGAUUAAAAUCAGAGGAGACAACAUGCAAACAACUAUAUACAAACAAGAUAUGGAUAGGAUAAGUUGGAGGUAAUUUUAGAGAGAAGAAAUUAGCAUUAGGAGAGAUCAUGAAAGUCUUCUUGAAGAAGGUAAGAUUUUAGCUGGGACCUGAAGGAAGCUUAAGAAGCCAGAAGGUGUAGAUGAGAAAGAGUUCCAGGAAUGGGGGAGAGGCAAUAAAGAAUACAGAAUUAGGAGAUGGAGUGUUGUGUGUUGUGUGUAAGCAGCAAGGAUCAUAAAAUAUGUGCAGAAGAAAGAGACUGUAAGAAGAUUGUAAAACAUAGAAAGGGGUCUGGUUAUAAAAGGCUUUAAAAGCCAAAUAGAGGACUUUAUAUUUUAUCCUUGAGGUAAUAGAGAGCCACUGGAAGUAACUAAAUGGGGGGAGGUGGAGAGACAAAGAGGAGACUGACAUAUCAUACCCAAAUAUAAGAUGAAUUUAACAGCUAAGUGGAGAAUGUCCUGGAGUGGGAAGAGACUUAAGACAAGAAGAACAAUUAAAGGACUAUUGCAGUAAUCCAGGUGGAAGGGGGUGAAGGCUUGCACCAGGGUGGAUGAUAAUGUCAGAGGAGAGAAGGCAUACACGAGAGAUGUUGCAUGAAGGAAGAAUCAACAGACUGAAUGGAUAUGAGGGAGAAAGUGAGGAGUCAAGGAUGGCCCAUCAGUUGGGAGCCUAGGUAACUGGCAUGAUGUUUGAACCCUUGACAAUAAUAGGAAAGUUGGGGAAAAGGAGAGGAUUUGAAGGGAAAGAUGAUGAGUUCUGAGACACCCAAUUUCUAACACAUUUAUUUGUCUCAUCAUCAGCUUUCUUAUAAACAGAUAAUUGGCACCCAAUUCUGGGGAUAAAUGUUAACAUAAUCCAAGAUUAGAUAGCCAUUGACUUUAGCAAUCUAUCAAAAAUCUAAGAAUAUUCCCUACCAUUAAACCUGUAGAACACCUGGCACCUUAAAAAAAUUGUCUUGAGCUUUUCCUUUUGGCCUUUAUUUAUUUCCUUUUGGCCUGAUUAUAAAGAGCUACAUUUUCUCUAACAGGUUCACUGUGCAGACCUCGUUUUAAUUCUCAACAGGUUAAAACCAUACUGAAAGGUCUCACCUAUCUGCUAUUGUAGGUACCUACACCUAUUGUGGCAAGCAAUAGCACAUCAUCACUCCAUAAUACAGUAAAUGUCUGUGAACCAAAGCUCACAGAGAUUGGUUCAAUUCAGUUCAAUAAAUAUUUAUCAAAAAUGCUCUGUACUAGGUGCUGGGGAUAUA